Messenger RNA from Nicotiana tabacum (common tobacco), 309 nucleotides. Lineage: Eukaryota; Viridiplantae; Streptophyta; Magnoliopsida; Solanales; Solanaceae. The record is from RefSeq and is a predicted model, not a curated record.
AUGGAGCAGAACAUGAAGCUCACAAGUACAGAAUUUGACAAAAGUAUAAAUGCUGGCACCUCUGAUAAAACAUUGGAAGAUAGGGGGAGUUUUCAAAGGCUGAUUGAAAAACUUUUGUAUCUCACAAUAAGUAGACCAGACAUUUCUUAUGCAGUUCAAUGCCUAAGUCAAUUUAUGCAUGCACCCAAGAGAUCCUAUUAUGAGGAAACUCUACAUAUUGUUAGAUACAUAAAGAGACAACCAGGUCUAGGAAUCCUUAUGUCAAGCAAAGGGACACAACAGAUUGAAGCUUACUGUGACUCUGAUUAG